This is a messenger RNA of Diachasmimorpha longicaudata, 4575 nucleotides long. RefSeq names its product hepatocyte nuclear factor 6-like. Bases 684 to 2741 code for a protein of 685 amino acids. Gene Ontology annotation, molecular function: RNA polymerase II cis-regulatory region sequence-specific DNA binding; DNA-binding transcription factor activity, RNA polymerase II-specific. Gene Ontology annotation, cellular component: nucleus. The transcript is spliced from 5 exons. The record is from RefSeq and is a predicted model, not a curated record. Gene Ontology annotation, biological process: regulation of transcription by RNA polymerase II. NCBI's taxonomy places the organism in Eukaryota, Metazoa, Arthropoda, Insecta, Hymenoptera, Braconidae.
UUCGCGUAUGUCAUGGGCGCACGUUGGACGCCACUCUCGUGCCCGAGGAUCGAAUCGAGGAUUCGGAAUAACGUUGAAUUAAUACGCAAUGUGUGGAAUGAUUCUGUGGUAAAUUCCCGGUCCCGAGAGUAUCUGUUUUGUUGACGUUUUGGGUUAUGCGGGUUGUGGUGUCAGUGUUUUUGGUUAUAUCUGUUGACCGAGGGGCGAGAGGAGAGAGAUAGUACCGGUGGUGUUUAUGUUAUUGUGAUAAGUGAUUUUCGGUAGUUUGUCUGCUGCGUGAGGAAUACGAGGACUCUGGUGAGUCAGACUGAUCAGUGAGUUUACACGGGAUAAAGGAUAAAGACGUAUCGGGUUGUGGUGAUAUCAGAUGGAUUUUUGGUGCAUCAUGAACGAGUGAUUGGGGAAGAAAAAAAACUAAUGAAACGUGUGUGUAUGUGCUGAGGUUAGGACGCCGGAGGGGGUUGGUGUUGUUUCGAUAGAACGAGUUGAGCAGUGGCGCGCGCGGCUGCUUGAUAACAGCGCCGCGGUGAUAAAGGUACACUUUAUGAAGGACUCAAUGAAAAUAUCGAUGAAUUUGAGGUGAUGAAUGCUUUCGCUUGAGGCGAAUGUAAAUGAUAAAAGUAAAUAAAAGUGAAAACAGCAAGGGAAAAUAAAGAAAAUACCACCAAACUAGAUGUGCGUAAAUGGAAGGUAUAGGGGACAUAACCGAUCAUCAUCGGUCGCAUAGCGAGCAAUUGUUGGAUGCGGUCGAUUCACCAACGGCAGUGAGUACGCAUGGCCGUGGGGGCGGCUCAAAUGUUGGUACACACAGUGGGGGUGGAAAGAACAGUGGUAGGGGCGAUGUUGUACGUAGUAGCAGGCAUAAUCAGCACCACCAUCACCAACAACAACACCACCACCACCAUCACCACCACCACCACCAUCACCACCACGAGGGCAACAACAGAGCGGGUGGUAACGGCGCAGGAGGAGAAGAUAGGGAGCAUAGUGGGGGACAACAUCAGCAGCAGCAGCAGCAGGGUGGUGAGGGUAUGUCAUCGUCAGACUCACAAAGUCCCGAUAUCGCGUGCGCGAGCCUACCGUUGGAACUGCUCGCUGCUGGGGCGCUUGGCGUUAAGGAGGAGCGAGACCUCGCCGCCGCGGAGGAUCUGUCACCAUCCCAGGAACAUACGGAUAGAACAAGCGCAAGGGAAUCACUGUCGGUGAUUGUACCACCGCAGGACGUUGACGUUGACUCAAGGGACGCUGACUCGGAAUUAUUGAGUCCCGGUAAAUUAUCACCAACUUCUGGUAUAAGUGUGUCAGUUGCUAGUAUGAUCGACGCUACGGACUUCAGGUCGAUGCAACCGGAGCCAACUUAUCAGACAUUGACAUCAGUAGCUGAGAGAAUGUCACCGCCAGGCUUUUCACCUGGCUCAUCUUACGCAACAUUAACACCACUUCAACCAUUACCACCAAUAUCAACGAUGAGUGAUAAAUUUGUUUACGCUGGACACACAGCAAGCGGUGUAUCCGGUAGUUUUGCUGUUAUGCAGAACAAUGGGCUUGGUAAUAUGGGCAUUGGUAUUGGUAAUUCACCGUAUACCUAUGAUAAAUUACCACCAAUGGGUAUGUCACCACCACACAAUUAUCCAUCACCUGGUGCUGGAUUACAACCAAGUCCAUUAUCACCCCAGAGUGCGUACAGCCAGAGUGGUUUAAAUUCACCUCAUAAAUCAGCAAGUCCACAUUAUGAGCCAGCAUUUUUACCGAGAUUACAGCAGAGUCCUGCUGCACUUAGUCCACCAUCGCCACCUGUUUCCGCGGCGACGAGUUUCGCGCCUUCCCAUCAUUCACCACCAACGUUAUCAGUACCAGCUGCAUCACCACCACCAAUGCAAACACAAUUGCAACAACAAUCACAACAAUCACAGCAAAAUCAACAACAACAACAACAACAAACGAUAGGACAACAACAGCAAACGAUAUCGCAUACUCAGCAUGUUCAGCAUACAUCGGUUGUUAUGAAAACAAUGUCAUCAGCGGGUAAUGGUGCUGGUGAAGUUGAGGAAAUUAAUACCAAGGAAUUGGCCCAGAGAAUAAGUGCUGAGUUGAAGAGAUACAGUAUACCACAGGCUAUAUUUGCACAGCGGGUACUGUGUCGUAGUCAGGGUACACUCAGCGAUUUACUCAGAAAUCCAAAGCCCUGGUCCAAGCUUAAAAGUGGACGUGAAACAUUUAGACGUAUGUGGAAGUGGUUACAGGAGCCGGAAUUCCAGAGAAUGUCAGCAUUGAGAAUUGCAGCCCUGAGUAACUGCUCUGAGGGCGGCGGCGACCCGGAUGCCAUGCUGGAUAUUCAUCACCAAGGAUCAGGAAUCGACACCCAUCACCAACAGUUUCACAACUCAUAUGCUGCACAGAUUCCACAACGAGGAACUUGCAAGAGGAAAGACGAGAUGGCGAGCCAGGCAGAACACCAACAGCCCGCCCCCAAGAAACCGCGGUUGGUUUUCACAGACCUUCAGCGCCGUACUCUACAGGCUAUUUUUAAAGAAACAAAGAGACCUUCGAAGGAGAUGCAGGUGACAAUCGCCAGGCAGUUGGGCUUGGAGCCCACGACAGUUGGUAAUUUCUUCAUGAACGCGAGACGUCGUUCAAUGGACAAAUGGAAAGACGAGGAUCCGAAGAAUCCAGGUGUGGACGAGGGCCAACUAUCGCCCAGCCUCGGUAUAAGUCCACGCCAGGCUACCGAUGUUUUGUGACAUACGUCUGACCACGAGGAAUAUCACGACGAGUCGCCCGAGGAGGAUCUUGCCUUCUCGUAAAUUAUUUCGUUGAACACUCGGGAAAACUCGAGAAUAUGCCGAUGCCCUCCGCCCCCUGAUUCAUUUCCAUUGUUUUCUUUAUUAUUUUCAAUUCGACACACCAAUCGAUAUCAGGCACACGGUACGUUGUGCAUUCCAAUUUUUAUUCACCAUUUCAAGGAUACGACGUCAUUCUGACAUAUUUAAACAAAAUAGAGUGGCAGGUGAAUGUGAAUGAUAAUUUAUAUUUUUCUUCACGUUCAUGGGGAAUAAUAUUCAGUGGAGAUUGCCAUUGGAACUGUGUCACUCGUGAAUGCAGUGGGGUUUUAACCGUCUGACGGCAUCGGCGGUACUACUACUUACUCGAGAUUUAUUAUUUCAAACACUUUUAUAUCUCCCUUUGGUUAGUGCCAUAAUUCGAUGCAUUUAGGUUAAGCUGUUGAAAUGUUUAUUUUUUAUUAAUCAUUUUAUGGUUGAUCCUCUAGUCGAACUAAUGAUUUACAUUCGUAAUGUUCUAGUCAAAAUUACGGUUAACUAAUGUUUAUAUUGUUGGACAAACAAUAGUCAUGGAAUUUGUUUUCCGUUCUCCCCGUCCCCUCUCCCAUUAUCCGUGAUUUGUCAUUAUUUUUGGAGUUGAUCAGGAUUUAUCUCGCGAUAAGUAGCAGACCAAAGUUUCAACGAAAAUAAUGAACUAAUAAGUGACUCGUCAAUUCCUCGCGGUUGACUAAUAACAGAACUAGUGGUUGUUGAACAGAUUAAUGAAAAGCCACACGUGUUUUUUUUUUAAUGUGCGAGUGCGUGUCUGUACAAAGUGAUAAUUUAUCAACGUGAACGCUGAUGGGAUUAUUCGAAGCACCUGAAGAACUAUGGAAAUUAAUGAAGAUUAUUGAGUCGUGAUGUGCUGUGGUGAGUGAUAAUCGAGAGAGACCGCCCACUCAGCAUCAGUGCUUCAGCGAUGCUGGUGUUUAUUUGUAUAUAAAGAUAGGUGAAAUGUUUUUUUUUUUUGAGAAGCUGAGGACUUUUCAGGGGAUCAUUAGCAAACGAGAAGAUCGAUAAAUGAUAAAUGACACAAGCGCCGUUUGUUGUUGAGUAGAGUAAUGAUAAUAGUCUGGGGAGUGAGAUAAUGAAUAAGCAAAUCUCUUGUUUGACACAUCGAUUUUCACUGGAUUCCAUUAAAUUUUCCACCUGUAGUUCCGGUAAUUGUCGAUAAUGCUACGGUCAAUUGGAAGAACCACCUGUCGAUCAAUCUUUGUCAAUUUGAUACUCUCAAUUUCUAGUUAAUGCCUCACUUUGAUCUUCAUUCACGUAAAGGUAGAUUUUUUUUCCUGCAGAAAUGUACUCUGGAUAAUUUAUGGUUGGCUUUUUCUUUGGGCAUAUUUGAUGGAUUUUCAUUUUACUCAGCCAUUUUAAAUCCCGUGAAUAUCGAUGAUGCUCUUUAGUGCUAUAUGAAGAUGUGAAAUACUCAUGAAAUCAGACCAAAAGAGAAUAAUUUUUUUCGUCGAGUGAGAGAGAGAGCGCGAGCGAGAGGGAGAGAAAGAGUUCAAUUCAUCGUACCAAAAGUGAAAUAAUAGAGACAUGGCUUCGAUCGCCUGAUUAAGAUCAUAUAUAGUACAAAGUAAACAUAUAUUAUUGUAAUAUUGGGGUUAAAUGAGAUAAUUGAACGAAUGACUAUUCGUUGAAUUUUUUAGAUUAUACUUGGAGAAUGUUUAAAAGGAAAACAUGGAUUGCUUUUUGUCAAUGGCGUGUUCGAAUUUUACUCGUAGGAAAAUUUUUUCCGUUUUUCUUUUGCUCG